This is a messenger RNA of Zerene cesonia (dogface butterfly), 4675 nucleotides long. RefSeq names its product 5-oxoprolinase. Gene Ontology annotation, cellular component: cytosol. The coding region runs from base 218 to 4087 and encodes 1289 amino acids. Gene Ontology annotation, molecular function: 5-oxoprolinase (ATP-hydrolyzing) activity. The transcript is spliced from 29 exons. Gene Ontology annotation, biological process: glutathione metabolic process. The record is from RefSeq and is a predicted model, not a curated record. NCBI's taxonomy places the organism in Eukaryota, Metazoa, Arthropoda, Insecta, Lepidoptera, Pieridae.
ACCGCUUUGAGUUUUGUGAUCGCCACCGACUGUUAGUAACUAUUCUCACAACAUUCCAAAUUUAAAACUUGUUUUUUUUAAUUAUUUUAUUACUUCCCACAAACAUUACAUAUCACACGUAUUAAAAUUAUCUCUACCGCUACAUAAAUUUAACUUUGCUCAUUCAAGAAUUUCAAGUGAUAUAAUAAUUUCAUUGAAUAUUAAUUGAAGGGCGACAAUGGGCAAGGGUUUCCAAUUUGCCAUUGACCGUGGGGGCACUUUCACAGAUGUGUUUGCUCGCUGCCCCAACGGUAAAGUCAGAGUUAUGAAGUUGUUGUCUGUAGAUCCGCAGAACUAUGAUGAUGCACCAAGAGAGGCGAUUAGAAGGAUUCUGCAGGAAGAAACGGGAAAAGCCCUAGAUAAAGAUGGUAAAGUGAACUCAUCUCUCAUAGAAUCAAUAAGAAUGGGUACCACAGUAGCAACUAAUGCAUUGCUUGAACGGAAGGGAGCAAAUAUGGCGCUACUGAUCAAUAAGGGUUUCAAAGAUUUGCUGCUAAUCGGGAAUCAGGCGAGGCCGGAUAUAUUUCAGUUGAAUAUAAACCGUCCAGAGGUGCUUUACAAAGAAGUGGUUGAAGUUGAUUGUAGAGUGAUACCAGCUUUAGAAGACCGCUGUGAAAUUGACAAGACCAAACUAAACUGGAAAGAAGUUUACGGAACUACGGGUCAGAAGAUGCUGGUCAUAAAAGACAUAGAUGAGGAAGCGGUUAAGAAAGAUCUAUCUGCCUUAAGAGAGAAAGGGAUAGAGAGUGUUGCUGUCGUACUCGCACAUAGCUAUAACUAUCAUGAGCAUGAAUUGCGGAUUGGGAAAAUUGCUAAAGAAAUAGGAUUCAACCAAAUAUCUCUGUCCCACUUGGUCACGUCAAUGGCCCGGCUCGUCCCGCGCGGGUACACGAGCUGCGCAGACGCAUAUCUCACGCCGCACAUACGGGACUACGUGCGGGGGUUCGCGGAGGGGUUUUCGGGGGGGUUGGAGGGGACUAACGUGCUGUUCAUGCAGUCGGAUGGGGGGUUGACGCCAAUGGACAUGUUUAAUGGCUCCCGCGCCAUUUUAUCUGGUCCAGCUGGUGGCGUGGUCGGUUACGCCCUCACCUCCUAUCAGAAAGAGACAGACUUACCUGUUAUAGGUUUCGACAUGGGCGGCACGUCCACAGACGUGUCUAGAUACGCUGGAACACUGGAACACGUGCACGAAGCGGCCACUGCCGGUGUCACCAUACAGGCUCCGCAACUUGAUAUAAACACGGUGGCGGCGGGGGGCGGGUCGGCGCUGCAGUUCCGCAGCGGGCUGCUAGCGGCCGGCCCGCGGUCCGCCGGCGCUCAGCCAGGGCCCGCUUGCUAUAGGAAGGGGGGCCCACUCACCGUCACUGAUGCUAACUUGCUGUUGGGACGCCUUCUGCCCGAGUAUUUUCCCAAAAUAUUCGGUCCGCAUGAAAACGAAGCACUGGACAAAGAAGCAACUGUUACUGCAUUCAAAAAUAUGGCGGCUGAAAUUAACAGUUUUUUAAUGAAAGACGACGCGAAAGAAAUGAGUUUAGAAGAGGUGGCGAUGGGCUUCAUUAGUGUUGCCAAUGAAGCCAUGUGCCGGCCGAUAAGGGCGUUAACAACAGCGCGCGGCUACGAUGCGCGCGCGCACGCACUCGCGUGCUUCGGCGGCGCGGGCGGGCAGCACGCGUGCGCUGUGGCUAAGCAACUCGGGAUAUCUACUGUUUUGAUACAUAAAUAUGCGGGUAUCCUAUCAGCCUACGGCAUAGCUCUAGCGGAUGUAGUGGAAGAGACACAACAGCCGUGUGCGCUGGUGUACUCGCCAAAUAAUUUCGCUGAGUUGGAUAGGCUGCUGGAUGUAUUGGCCGCCACGUGUAGGGAGAAAUUGAGGGCACAGGGUUUCAAAGACUCCCAAAUAGUAUUGGAGCCCUAUUUGCACCUGCGCUACUCUGGCACGGACUGCGCCCUCAUGGUGCCCCCUAGCCCCGGGGACUCCGCCCCUCACACUAGACAUGGGGAUUUCUAUGCAUCAUUUAUUAACAGAUACAAAAAGGAGUUCGGUUUCACGCUCUCAAAGCGGGACGUGAUGGUCGACGACAUUCGCGUCCGCGGCGUCGGCGCUAGCGAGGUCGCAGAGGAAGUGGCGCCACCUAGCGGGAAGGGGAUUGUACCGCCCGUUGAUAAGACGGUCAAAGUGUACUUCCAGGGUGGUUACCAAGACACAAACGUGUAUUUGCUAGAAAAUCUCCAACCAGAGCAGGAUAUAGCUGGACCAGCUAUAAUAAUGGACAGCCUUUCUACCAUACUCGUGGAGCCAGAUUGUCGAGCAGUUAUUACCAAAUAUGGCGACAUCCGUAUAACCAUCGGCGAAGGCAGACAGAGAGCGGUGUCGACGGCGUGCGACUCAGUACAAUUGAGUAUUUUCUCGCACCGGUUCAUGUCCAUCGCUGAACAAAUGGGAAGAGUGCUCCAGCGCACGUCCAUAUCUGUGAACAUAAAGGAGCGGCUGGACUUCUCGUGCGCGCUGUUCGGCGCGGGCGGCGCGCUCGUGUCCAACGCGCCGCACAUCCCCGUGCACCUCGGCGCCAUGCAGGCCUGCGUGCAGUACCAGAUGCAAGUCCGAGGGGAUUCCCUGAAGCCUGGAGACGUGCUCCUGUCCAACCACCCGAAGGCUGGGGGCUCGCAUCUCCCAGACUUGACUGUUAUCACUCCGGUGUUUCAUAAUUCCCCCAAGCCGAUAUUCUUCGUGGCGUCCCGGGGCCACCACGCGGACAUCGGCGGUUUGACCCCCGGCUCGAUGCCCCCACACUCCACCAGUUUGUCCCACGAGGGGGCUGCUUUUAAAUCUAUGUUGUUGGUGGACGGGGGACAUUUUAAUGAGGAGGAGUUGGUUAAAGAAUUACAACGGCCCGGAGAAGUGCCAGGUUGUUCCGGGACCAGAAACUUGGCGGACAACUUGUCGGAUUUGAAAGCUCAAGUUGCCGCUAACCAGAGGGGUAUUCAACUGGUGGGCGAAUUAAUCGAUGAGUAUGGGUUGGACGUAGUGCAGGCGUAUAUGGGACACAUACAGAAAAACGCUGAGUUGGCUGUUAGAGACAUGCUGAAGGAAAUAGCUCGUAAAACGCUAGAAACAACAGGCUCCACUAUACUAAAAGCCACAGAGUACAUGGACAACGGUACACCUAUUGUACUAACUGUGACCCUCGAUGAAAAGGAAGGCACUGCUGUGUGUGAUUUCACGGGCACUGGUGUGGAAGUGUGGGGCAAUUUAAAUGCCCCACGGGCUAUAACACUGUCAGCACUGAUCUACUGUUUGCGUUGUAUGGUGGGACAUGAUGUGCCCCUCAACCAGGGCUGUCUGACCCCAGUGACGGUGAUCGUACCUCAGGAUUCGAUCCUGGAUCCCUCUGAAGACGCAGCGGUGGUGGGCGGCAAUGUUCUCACUUCGCAGCGGAUCGUCGACGUCGUUUUGAAGGCUUUUCAGGUGUGCGCGGCGUCCCAAGGGUGUAUGAACAACCUGACGCUCGGCGAGAGCAGUUGGGGGUAUUACGAGACGGUGGCUGGGGGCAGUGGGGCAGGUCCAGGUUGGCCAGGCACUGGAGGUGUCCACACCCACAUGACAAACACGAGGAUUACUGACGUGGAGAUCAUUGAGACUCGAUAUCCGCUGAUGGUGCCCACCUUCUCAUUGAGGUCCGGAUCUGGUGGAAUGGGGAAAUGGUCCGGUGGUGACGGCGUGGUUCGCGAGCUGGUGUUCCGAAGGACGGUGCAGUUGUCCGUACUCACUGAAAGAAGGGUCUUCCAGCCUUAUGGAAUGAACGGAGGUGAACCUGGUAAAAGAGGUCUGAACCUUUUGCAAAGAGUCAAUGGGAGACUUAUCAAUUUGGGUGGAAAGGCCUCCAUAGAAGCGUACCCUGGGGAUAAAUACAUAAUGAGCUCUCCGGGCGGUGGCGGUUACGGCGUGCCCGGGACAGCCGGUCCAGAUGUUCGUACAGGCGAGAAAUUCAACAAAUUUGUUGAAAGGGGAAGCGUGUAUGAGUAUAGAAGUGCGCAGGAGUCGAUAUAAGCGUAUAAACAGUUAUCAACAAGUUAAUAUGCGUUUUGGUUUCAAUAUCGAGAUGUAUUAAAUAGAAAACAAUAAAAAAAGACAAUAAAUAUUUACAAUUUACUAGAAUAUCGCACAUUUUAACAAUUCUUUUAUUUCAUUUUAUUUUUUAUGAUAUUGUUUUAUAUCAAUAUACUGCUUCAAUUAAUUUCAAGUAAUUAAUAAUUUUUUUUAUUUGUUUAUAUAUAUUUACAACACAAGCACAAAAUAGAUUUCUAAGAGAGAUUUAAUUUCUCUUAUUAUUUACAUAAUUUUAAGUUGUGUAACUUGAUCAAAUUUUUAUAGAUUAAUAUGUAUUUUUAUACUCUAUAAUUUAUUUUAAUAAUAUCUGUGCAUUUUUAGCUUUAAAGUUAAGUACAAACAAACAGUACAAUUUUCAUUAUAUACUGUAGACUUUAUAUUUCAGAGUGCAAUAAUAAGAAUUUAGUAAUACAUAGGUUUUUCUGAAAUUCAAUAUACAAAUGUUAUUUAUAUAUUUUACACUUAUAUUGUUAUAUUGGUGUUUUCGUUGCUAAAAAUACGUAGUUUGGUUGAAAUAAAUGCAAUUCA